AAACCCCUAAAAAAGAAGACUCCGAUCUUUGCCUACCUAGUUCCGUCCCAUAUCCCUCAUCCCACGCCGACGAGCCUCCACCGCCGCCGCCACGUGCGAGCACGCACCGGAGGAUCGGCGGGAGCUGCCCGCAGAACCCAGAGGGGACCCGCUUGAUUUGACGCAGGCGCGGGCGCGCAGCCAGAUGGCGGCGCCCUCGGGGAAGGCCGCAAUGGAGCGGCACCAGUCGAUCGACGCGCAGCUGCGGCUCCUCGUCCCCGGCAAGGUCUCCGAGGACGACAAACUCGUCGAGUACGACGCCCUCCUCGUCGACCGCUUCCUCGACAUCCUCCAGGACUUGCACGGCCCCCACCUCCGCGAAUUCGUGCAGGAGUGCUACGAGCUCUCGGCGGAGUACGAAACCGAUCGGGACGAGGCCCGGAUAGGCGAGCUCGGGGGCAAGCUCACCAGUCUGUCCCCCGCUGACUCCAUCGUCGUCUCCAGCUCGUUCUCGCACAUGCUCAACCUCGCAAACCUGGCCGAGGAGGUGCAGAUCGCGUUCCGCCGCCGGAGCAAGCUCAAGCGGGGGGACCUCGGUGACGAGGCAUCAGCGCCCACCGAGUCUGACAUCGAGGAGACACUCAAGCGGCUGGUCUCCGAGCUCGGAAAGUCCCGUGAGGAGGUGUUCGAUUCACUCAAGAACCAGACUGUCGAUCUUGUGUUCACAGCGCACCCCACGCAAUCCGUCAGGAGGUCCCUGCUCCAGAAGCACGGGAGGAUCCGAAAUUGCCUGCGGCAGUUGUAUGCAAAGGAUAUCACUGCCGAUGACAAGCAGGAGCUCGAUGAGGCUCUGCAGAGGGAGAUUCAAGCUGCCUUCCGAACCGAUGAAAUCCGCAGGACACCUCCCACUCCUCAGGAUGAAAUGCGUGCCGGAAUGAGUUAUUUCCAUGAAACUAUAUGGAAGGGUGUACCAAAAUUCUUGCGCCGGAUUGACACUGCUUUGAAAAAUAUUGGGAUUAAUGAGCGUCUUCCUUACAACGCUCCUCUCAUUCAGUUCUCCUCCUGGAUGGGUGGUGACCGUGAUGGAAAUCCAAGGGUUACACCGGAGGUCACACGUGAUGUUUGCUUGUUAGCAAGGAUGAUGGCUGCUAACUUGUACUUCUCUCAGAUAGAAGAUCUGAUGUUUGAGCUUUCUAUGUGGCGCUGCAGUGAUGAACUUCGGGUCCGUGCAGAUGAACUACAUCGUUCCUCAAAAAAAUCUGCAAAGCACUAUAUAGAGUUCUGGAAGCAAGUUCCUUCAAAUGAACCUUAUCGUGUCAUACUCGGUGAUGUCAGGGAUAAAUUGUAUUAUACGCGCGAACGUUCUCGCCAUAUAUUGACAACUGGAGUUUCUGACAUUCCUGAGGAGUCUACUUUUACUAAUGUCGAGAUGUUUCUCGAGCCUCUUGAGCUAUGCUACAGAUCUUUGUGUGCUUGUGGUGACAAACCUAUAGCUGAUGGAAGCCUUCUUGAUUUCUUGCGUCAAGUAUCAACUUUUGGGCUUGCUCUUGUGAAACUUGAUAUCAGGCAGGAAUCUGAUCGACACACUGAUGUCCUUGAUACUAUAACAACACAUCUUGGGAUCGGAUCCUACGCUGAAUGGUCUGAGGAGAAACGCCAGGAGUGGCUGUUGUCCGAACUAAGGGGCAAACGCCCAUUGUUCGGUUCAGAUCUUCCUCAGACUGAAGAAGUUGCUGAUGUUUUAGGCACAUUUCAUAUCCUUGCUGAGCUUCCAGCAGAUUGUUUUGGUGCUUAUAUCAUCUCAAUGGCAACUGCCCCAUCCGAUGUGCUUGCUGUUGAGCUUUUACAGCGUGAGUGCCAUAUAAAAAAGCCAUUGAGAGUUGUUCCACUAUUUGAGAAGCUUGCAGAUCUUGAAGCCGCUCCAGCAGCGGUUGCACGCCUAUUUUCAGUAGACUGGUAUAUGGAUAGGAUCAAUGGCAAACAGGAGGUCAUGAUUGGAUACUCAGACUCUGGCAAGGACGCUGGGCGUCUCUCUGCAGCGUGGCAAAUGUAUAAAGCACAGGAAGAGCUCAUAAAGGUUGCAAAGCAUUACGGAGUAAAGUUGACAAUGUUUCAUGGAAGAGGUGGAACGGUUGGCAGAGGAGGGGGUCCCAGUCAUCUUGCCAUAUUAUCUCAACCACCAGACACAAUACAUGGAUCACUCCGUGUAACGGUUCAAGGCGAGGUCAUAGAGCACUCGUUUGGAGAGGAACACUUGUGCUUUAGAACUCUGCAGCGCUUCACUGCAGCUACUCUCGAGCAUGGAAUGCAUCCCCCAAUUUCACCCAAGCCAGAAUGGCGUGCUCUAAUGGAUGAGAUGGCUGUUGUGGCAACAAAAGAGUAUCGAUCAAUAGUCUUCCAAGAACCACGCUUUGUUGAAUACUUCCGCUCGGCAACACCUGAGACUGAAUAUGGUCGGAUGAAUAUUGGCAGCCGGCCAUCGAAGAGAAAGCCUAGUGGGGGCAUAGAAUCACUCCGUGCAAUUCCAUGGAUCUUUGCUUGGACACAGACAAGGUUUCAUCUUCCUGUAUGGCUUGGGUUUGGUGCAGCAUUUAAACAUAUCAUUCAGAAGGACAUCAGGAACAUCCAUACUCUGAAAGAAAUGUACAAUGAGUGGCCAUUCUUCAGGGUCACCCUUGACUUACUUGAGAUGGUUUUUGCCAAGGGAGAUCCAGGAAUUGCUGCUUUAUAUGACAAAUUGCUUGUGGCUGAAGAUCUGCAGUCCUUUGGGGAACAGUUGAGACAAAACUUUGAAGAGACAAAACAGUUACUCCUUCAGGUUGCUGGUCACAAGGACGUUCUUGAAGGGGAUCCUUACCUAAAGCAGCGUCUGCGGUUGCGUGAGUCCUACAUCACAACCUUGAAUGUUUGCCAAGCCUACACCCUGAAGCGGAUAAGAGACCCCAGCUUUGAGGUGACGCCACAACAGCCUCCCCUGUCCAAGGAGUUCUGCGACAAGGAGCCCGCCGAGCUGGUGCAACUGAACCGUGGGAGCGAGUAUGCCCCAGGCCUGGAGGACACCCUCAUCCUGACUAUGAAGGGCAUUGCUGCUGGCAUGCAGAACACAGGCUAGGCCAGUAUGCCGCUUGUUGUAUAAAUAACGUCUUUCUUUUUGAAACGAGGCAAAAGACUUGCCAUUUUCAUUAAUUAAGGAGAAGGUCUAGACAUAAGCUGUAGAGCGGCAAAAAGAAAAAGAGUACUCGUCAGUGCCCAAAGAUGGGCUUCCUCUUUGAUCUUGGCAACAACAAUGGAAGUCGGGGUAGCCGUGUUGCGAAAAACUCUAGCGUUUCGCUCCUUUCAAAUUUCCCACGAGGCAAGCAUCAUCAAGGCAAGCAUCAUCACGGAGACAAUCGCCUUCUUGAUGUAGCUGCCUGAGUCGAUCAUUUUUAGCCACCAAUCAUAUGGUGAAUAUGUUUAGCUAGGUCGCCAAUGCUAGUGAACUCUGGAGGAAUUGGGCACUUCCGUGCCUUUGCUUAUGUACCCGAUCCAAAUGUCAAGGGGAAUGUAUGCCCGUGCCGAAUUAAAUAUGUAGUGAUAAUAUGCUUUUGUCUAAUAACAGGCUUGUCUCCAAGUCCGAAGUUUCAGGUAGAAA
Messenger RNA from Triticum aestivum (bread wheat), 3610 nucleotides. Its product is annotated as phosphoenolpyruvate carboxylase 1. Lineage: Eukaryota; Viridiplantae; Streptophyta; Magnoliopsida; Poales; Poaceae. Gene Ontology annotation, molecular function: phosphoenolpyruvate carboxylase activity. The transcript is spliced from 10 exons. The record is from RefSeq and is a predicted model, not a curated record. Gene Ontology annotation, biological process: leaf development; tricarboxylic acid cycle; carbon fixation. Bases 185 to 3091 code for a protein of 968 amino acids. Gene Ontology annotation, cellular component: chloroplast; apoplast; cytosol.